This is a messenger RNA of Mesocricetus auratus (golden hamster), 770 nucleotides long. It is a transcript of the gene Glrx2, whose product is annotated as glutaredoxin 2. The record is from RefSeq and is a predicted model, not a curated record. Lineage: Eukaryota; Metazoa; Chordata; Mammalia; Rodentia; Cricetidae. The coding region runs from base 263 to 637 and encodes 124 amino acids. The transcript has 4 exons.
UCAUCAAGGCUGUCAAAGCCACGAUGAAGCAUCUCUGGGCUAGUCCGUUUCCUAAUUUCAGUUUACCUUAAGGUCACCAUUUUGUUUUCUUCGGAAAGAAAGUUCAGCAUUGGCUUGCCUUUGACUUUUACUUUCCGAGUAUAAAAUCCCAUCUCCCUAUGGACUCCUUAUCAACAACUUAAUUUUAAGAUGCCAUUCCGGCCCUUCUUUCACAUCACAAACCUGUCCGACAGGAGGCGGUGACCGAGCUACUACCCUCAGGAUGGGAAACAGCACAUCCUCAUCUGUGGGGAAGUCAACAGCUACUGCUGUGAACCAGAUCCAAGAAACAAUUUCUAACAAUUGUGUGGUGAUUUUCUCAAAAACAUCCUGUUCUUACUGUUCAAUGGCCAAAAAGAUCUUCCGUGACAUGAAUGUCAACUAUAAAGUUGUGGAAUUGGAUAUGCUGGAAUAUGGUAGCCAGUUUCAAGAUGCUCUUCACAAGAUGACUGGAGAAAGAACUGUUCCAAGAAUAUUUGUCAAUGGAGCGUUCAUCGGAGGUGCAACUGACACUCACAGGCUUCACAAAGAAGGGAAAUUGCUGCCACUGGUUCAUCAGUGUAAUUUAAACAAAAGCAGGAGGAAAGAAGUUGAAUGAUGUGGAUAGACACUGUGACUAGUCAAAUGUUAGCUAACGCAACCCCACGUUUAAGUCGUUUGAGGAUGUUUCAUGCAUGUGUAUUGCCUUCAUAAAGACGACUCAAUGAACAAUAAAUUGUUGUGGGUCCAUC